Phalacrocorax carbo (great cormorant) is the source of this 7635-nucleotide messenger RNA. Lineage: Eukaryota; Metazoa; Chordata; Aves; Suliformes; Phalacrocoracidae. The record is from RefSeq and is a predicted model, not a curated record.
AUGCGCUUCCCUGUCACCCGAGCCGGCAGAAGUCUCCGUGUGGGGCACGCCGAGGGCCGGCGGGGCUCGGCUCGGCUCCUGGCCGGGGGGACCCUCUGCUCUCCUUUGGACGGCGGCUUCCAAAGGCCCGUGCAAGUUGUCAAAAUCCUUGGCUAUCAUCAGAACCAUAGCGCUGUUUUUACAACUCAAAGGUCUGUGCUUCUACACGAACAAAGCCCAACUGACUCGGGCUGGGAAAAUGCCAUACCCGAGAUACAGCCAGAGGAAAUUCCUCAUGGGCAAGGGUCCUCUCACAGCGUGACAAAGAUACUCCUGGUGCCAGCUCUCUCUAGACUGUUGAUCGUUCUGGACUCUCACACCAGCAGCGUUGUAGUGCCCAAUCAUCCCUACAAGCCAGACCCUUCUCCAGUGCGCUCCAAGGCACAGCAACCACGCAGACCUCCUGCUGCUCUCAGAGGCUUCAUCGGAUUGUGCAGCUCCAGUGUCUGCUGGACUCCUUUGCCACCGUGCUGGGAGAGCUCCUCGCACACGUUAGCUCUUCUGGCCCCAGGUCUCCAUCAGCUCAGCAUUCAGGAGGCUGACGCUGCCAUGCUGACAUUUGGAUCUUUGCAAAAACUCCAUCUGACAGAUGACCACCCUUGAGGGAAAGCUUAGUGACAAAACUGAGACCGUGAAGUCUAAAACUCAGAAGGACGUUGUCCCUCCCAGUUCACAGCACCUGAUCUCCACUGGUGAGCACUGAAGGAUGGAAAUACUUUUCCAGACCACAAGCUGCAGCAGGAGCCCACUCUGCAUAUGGUAUUGCGUUUGUGUGGAGGCAUGAGUGAACCAUCUCUUCACCAGCUUGCUCAGAAAUGCAACCGUGACAAAAUGGUGCUGUGCAGAUGCCCACGUGCUUCCUCUUGCUUUGUAACCGCAAUGAAAGAAGCAUAGCUGUACCAGCAAUCGCGUCCCAAAAAUGAGCUGAGGCGGAGGGAAGCCUUUGUCCCGCUGGCUCUGGCCAUGUGCUGUUCCAAUAAAGCAUCAAAGCACUUCACUGGUCUGUUGCAACAGUGCCAGCUCUGCCACAAAACAUGCUUUUUAAAAUAAGCUACUCAGUGCUCAUAAAGAAAAUUAAUUAGAAGUCCGUGGCAAAAGGAAUUGCUUUUUAGGGAGAAAAUGCAAACUCUGCAGACUAUUCCUCUUGUACUUUCCCUCACCCACAAUUUUAUUAAUGAUGCCAUAGAGGCUGCAAAGUCCUUUUAGUAGCUCUUUCACUAAAGACAACUAGCUGCUGUCCGGGAGUUUGUAUAAUUAAUUUUUGAACCUUCUGUCACUGUCUGUCUCUGUAGCCCCGCAGCAGCUAGCUCCAGAAGGACUUUAUCUGUUUUAAACGGAUCUCCUACUAGUUUCAUUGAGAGUGUCCUAGUUCUGGUAAUGUGGGACUUUGGUUCUGUGCUCACCUUAUCCAUCGCCUCGAUUUCUGUAAACCUCACUCACCUCUCUCUCCUCAGUCUCUCUCCCCCAAGUCUGGAGAGCUCCAACCCUUUAGGCUCUUCUCACAAAGCAAAAACUUUCAUGUAGCAACAAACUGACAGCCCUUUGUCCCCUUCCUGACACUCAGUAUUCCGUUAGGGGUUUCUUUGGCCAACGUCUGAUUUCAGGGAAUUGCCAGCGUUGACUCUCAGAUCUUUCUCCUGAGCUGCAGGUGCCAGUUCCAAGUUCAGCAUCACACAGGCAUGGUAUUUUCCCUCAGCUGCAUUGCUUCACAUUUGUCUACACUGAGGCUCACCUGCCCACCUACUCGGUUUUGUGAGGUCUUGCCACAGACUUCUUCACAACUGGUCCUGCAUUAUCGCCAGCAGCCAUGGAGAUCUCAUUGCAGAACCCCCUUCUCCAGGUCACCGCCACGCUGAUUAAGAUGAGACUUAACACCUGUCCCUGGAACACCCCAAGGCUCAUUUUUUCCUUUCUGAAAAAUUAUUUGCUUUCUAUCCUUUAACAAGCUUUCAGACAAAUCUGGUUCUUCAGUAACCUCUGGCACGCAACACUGUCAAAGACUUUUUGAAAAUCCAGCUGUAUCUUACUCGCUAGAUGGAUUUUCUCUGUGUGCUCACCAGUACCAUCCUAGAACCCAGGUCAGGGAGGCAGGAUGACCCUUUGCAGAUGCCAUGCUGACUCUUUUCCACACCAGUCUCAUUUGUCCAGUGCUUAACAGAUCUGAAUUCACUCUGCUAUGAAUUAGGUAAGUGGAACUUCAAGAGCAUACAGGAAGAUGACUGCAGCAUUAAAGCAAACUUUGGUACUUCUGCAAUACUGUAGGCAAAAUUGUCACUUUGGAGAUUACCACCUUGAAAAGCUGCAAACCCUGUUUUGCCAGUGCUGAGGACUUAAGAGGUCGUCUGGUUAUAAGAGGUGCCAAGUUCAUACAAAGGAAAAAGAAGUAAUUGAAAAGAAGUAAUGGGAGCUUGAAGGUCUUUCCUUGAGGGCAAGAGCGGUGUGUGUGUGAUUCCUGAAUUGAUGCAUGGGAAAUAAGUAACUAGGGCUGGUCUGAGAACACCAAGUGCCUGACUAUUUCAAGCCAGGUGACAAGUAGGCAUACGAGGAAGGUUGCCCUUGAGAUGCAGGUCAGAGAUGUAGUGAGCUCAGGAACUGUGACAUAAACAGUGCUAUGAAAAUCCACCUCAACUUGGGGUAAUUAAACGUUUCCUAAUCCUUUUUGCUGUGCUGCUGCUUGACAGCUCCUUGCACAGAUUGGACUGAAGGUCAAAGUUAAAAAAAAAGAAAAAAAUCCCAUGUCUCUGGACCGACUGCAAAUAACUUUAUCUUCAUCCUGCAUCUUACUUCAUCAUGUUAAUACACAAACAGAUUCAAGCUUACAUGGUUCUCAAAGUGACUUUGCUUACUCUGUUACCCAUUUAUCUGCCACACAAGCACUUGACUCAAAGUGACAGCUCAAAAACUCUGCCCUCUAUUACUUUUUCUUGUUUAGAAGCAAUUGCUCUAUCAGCAAGAGAAAAGUCACUCCAUUUGAUUAAUAAUACAUACUGAUGGUCGAGACAGUCAGAAGACUGAUAAACUUGUUGAGCUGCUGAAAUCCACUGGCAGUUUUCUCUAGGUCUAGACUUCCCUUCUGCUCUUCCUGCUUUGGGGAAGCUCACAUAGGACACCACUAAAGAGUUUCUUUGUAAACUGUGUAAGAUAGGCCAGGAAAGUUAAUGAUUUUCAGCCAGUCUUCCCAUAAACAGUAAGACUGCUUAUUGAUACAGCAAGUGAAUCAGCCUGGGAAUGUUUGAUAUGGCAAUGUAACGUAGCUGCGUAUUUUGAUUUCUACUUAAGAUGACAGGACGUUACAAAAUACAAAAGCAAAUCUCAAAGGUGUGCAGAAGAAAACACCUUUUUUUUUGACCACUGCUCUAUUAUUGCCCCGCUAGCUAUUCCCUUUUGCUUCCCCUCACAACUUUUCGUGUUCAUGGAUGGUUUGGUUCAUUCACUGCUUGCACAUUUGCCCAGCCUCCACCACUUAAUCGUGGCUUAAAGCAGUAACAAAGAGCGCAACAAAGAAUUUUGCUCUCUGACAUUUAAUAUCUCUUGUAGGAACUCAUCAGAAAAGAAAGCAGAGAUUGUUUUUUUGACAACUAAAGUGUGUUGUUGAGGACAAAUGCACUUGAACUCACACCUAACCAGAGAUACAUAAGACGACCUAGACGUGAAGGUGACAUGGAGUUGACAAAAUAGAGCUCUCUGAGAGCCAAUGCACAUUCCUAAAUGUUUAAACAUUUGAUCCUCUUGUGCCAAGUCCAAAGCCUUAAUGAUGCCACAACAAAGACUAGAUAUGUUUCCUCAGCCAGGGACUGAGCAUAAACCACGUGAAGCCGUUACAAUAAAUAAAGGAUCAAUAGGCUUUGGAUUUUGUUUGAAGGUAUCAGAAUCGUGACCCUUUCUUCUAAGUUUUGGGUGAAGCAGCAUUUGGGGAAUGCUCUCAGAGGAUUCUGUCAAGUGUCAUCAAGCAGAAACUCAGCUUUAGGAAUAUUCUGGAGAUUACGAAACUUCAAUCACAAAAUGCCACUCUCUACCUACUCUGACAAGUGUUCCCUCCUCUCCUCCUCCAAGUGGCUGUUCUAGGACCAGGCCCACAGAAUGGGUAAAUCGGUCAAUCGACAGCAAGCUCGGCCCAGCUGUCUUAAGAAAGAUGAGAGCACAUGCGAACCUUGAAAAGCCUCCACCCACGUAACCUUCCCAAUCCACACUUGGAAGCACAGGGCAGUCAGAGAUGCUGGCUGAUUAAAGCCCCAGAACUGAAGGUGGUCAAGCCCAGAGACAGGCAGAGCCAUGUGCACUUGCUGCCAACCUCACCAUCCCCCCAGCCUAUUGACUUCCCCACUCCUGCCCUGACCAUCUCCCCAUCAUUUCCUCUCAAAGUGUCUGUUUUCUUCUCCACUCUGUUCCUGUUUGGUCCCUGACACCCAGAAGAAGGAAGGGAAGGAGAGCAUGCUCGCUGAUUCUCCCCCACUUCUUUCUGGACCGACUGAAAAGCUCGAGACUUGCAUGUUCAGCAGCUCACCUGGGGGGAUCCUAGGGGUGCACGACACCUGAGUGCAGUUCACAGCUGCUCCUCAGGCCUGUACUUGGUGUAAUAAGAAACUGGAGUUUGGCACACAUUUUUUUGAAAGGAUAAUGAAAAUGAUGCAUGGGAGUCUGAAACACAGAUAACGUAAGAAAAAAAACCCAGAAAACUGACAGUUUUUCAAAAUUAUUUCCAUAUGCUUACUUAACAAUCAAAUAACAAUUAAGCAAGACAUGGUGCAGACAACUUAAUGGACCCAUCAUCAUACCCAACAUCUCAGAAGUGGCAAAAAGACAAGUCAAACCAGCAUGUUUCAAUCUACUAAAAUUCUCUUUACAUAAAUUACACCCAGCAACAUUACGUUUAAAGCUGACCCACUUGAGUUUUCAGUACUGAAAGUCCUCUUCUGUGGAAAGAUAAGCACACAUUUUAACUUUUUUAUUUCCAAGAUUGCUCCUCUUCUCAGCUAGUAAUGCCUGCACUACUAAAAUUAACAAGCAAAACCCACUAAAAUAAAAAGUGUAAAGACAGAGGAAAGAGAGAAUAGGGUGUGAACGAAACGGAAAUCUGAGAAAACAGAUGAUAAGCAGAGCUAUUAUGGCUCUCAGGCUUAGGUUAUGCUGUUUCCCUGCUUCAUUUCAUUUGUAUGUUGCAUCCCUUCUAUCUCUCUUGUUAAAAACGUGUGGAGGAGGGCGAGCUCAUACUGAAAAUGAUAAAUGCCUUUGUUCACACACCUGAGAACCAAAGAUACAAUGUUACCUCUUUCUGCAGCUGUUUUCCCAAUUACUUGUGGCUACGCUGAAAUACAAAGCCUCGCAGCCUUUCUAUUGAUAAGGCAAAUCCAAUACUUCUAUAAAAGUAAGAAAUACUGACAUACAGGAACACAGAGAAGGCCGCAAUUAAUAUAUUGAAAUAAGGAUAUUUUCCAUCCAAUUAAUUGCUCCAAUGAACACAGUAAAAAAAGGUUAAAUAAUCUGAAAAGUCCAGGGAUUGUUUGGGGAUUUUUGCAGUUCCUAUUAAGCUUUAAGGCUGCUGUCCACAACGGUCUCGUUAAAUUGUCUUGUCCUUAACUGCGUAAGCAAAAUUACACAAUCUUAGACGUCCACUGACACUGCAUAUAAAUUAUAGCCUACGCUAUACAGUUAAGGCUUAGUAUACGGUAAGCCUGGUUAAGUCGCCUUUGACCACAGUUGUUACCUUUUGAUGCCCACAGCGGCGGCUCAGGAAUGCCAUGGUGCGUAACCCAGCUAUUCUCCAGCAAUGCAGCACCCGUUCCAUAUUCUCAAUUAUUUUGGUUCUCCAAGCACUUCACUAUCUUUGAAAUCGUAAGAAAGGUUGUCCCCCCUCCCCCUUUUGUUAGAACAUGUGACAGCCCUUCGUACGCUGCAGCAGGUGCUGAAGAAAAAUGCUUUUCUAUUAAGUCAGGAUGUCACUACUUGGGUCGCGAGACAGCAGGCAGACCUUCAUCAUUUUUGCAAAAGUUAUCUCCAGGGAAAACCAUCAGCAUGUUUUAUUUCCACACUAUCAACUCACUCUUAUCACGGACCAUCAUUCUUCAAAGACAGCCAUUUGAAUAAUACUUCAGACUUGACAAUAGCUGACAGAUGAAGAAACAUAUGACAUUAAACAGCACCUACUAACAAAGUGCUAAAUAUGAGUUAAGAAAAAAAGGAAAAAAGGAGAACCGGACCAUUAUUCCACCAGCACUAAUUACAAUACAGAUUCAUGAACCAGGAAACAUAUUUUUAUAUAAAUUCCUGAGAAACUGUAUACAAAGAAACUGUUUACAGAGGUAAAAACAGUGAAAGAAUGGAAGUGAACGCUGUACCAAAAUCAGCGAGAAGUGAUAGAUACUAAAGCCUCGGUAGAAGCAGGUUCUUUGGCACUGGAAGGAAUGGCAACUCACCUCAGCUGCCACAGGCAAGGUUUAAUUCCCACCACGGCUCCGUGCUGUUAGGGUUUCAUUCUUGUGUCAGAAGAACAGCAAAAAUGCAUGCCUUCCCUUCUCCCAAACUCAAACGCGAUCACUUCUUUCAAACCAAUUUAAAAUUAUAUGGAACAACAGAACAAAUUAAAGAUGUUAAAGUGUUUAUUUUAGGAACAUUAAUAAAAAUAACAAGAACAUCUUCAAUACUGUACAUUUGUUUAAUGAAUAAUAUACAGCAAGGGAGGUUAUUUAAAGUGUACAGAGUAAAUGGGCACUUGGCAUUAGACCGGUGCAAGGGACAGAAGAGCUCAUUGCUUGUUGCAGCAUACUGGUGAGCUAGUAAAAAUGCUCACUGAAACACCUCUAUGAAAAGAGGAAAAAAAAAAUCACAUUAUAGAAAUAUCAAAAGAACAAUAAAAGGCUUAAAAAAAAUACUGCUUUCUUUCUGUGCUGGGUCUGCCUGGGAAUGAAGUAACUUUCUUCAUAGCAGCCCGUACGAUGCUUUGCUUUGGAUUUGUGGCUAGAACAGUGCUGGUAACACACCAGUGCUUUGGCUUUUGCUGAGCACCGCUUGCGCAGUGUCAAGGUUUCAUUUUUCCCCACUCUGCCCAGUCCAGCAAGUAGGCCAGGAGAGGGAGAGCAGCCAGGGGGGGACACAGUUGGGGCAGCUGGGCAGAACUGACCAGGCCAUAUAUCACCUGCUCAGCAACAAAAACAGAGGGGAGGGUAGGCAGAGGUCUGCUCUGGGAAGUGGCGAUUGCCUUUGCAUGACUUGUUCCCCCUACCCUCCCUUUCUUCACUUAUUAAACUGUCUUUAUCUCAGCCCAAGAGUUUUCUCACUUCUGCUGUUCCCAUUCCCUCCCUCAGCCUAGUGUAAGGAGGGAUGAAUCAAGCUGCUGACCAGGGUCAACCAAGUUGCUUGGGGUUUUGGGUUUUUUUUUUGUUGUUGUUGUUGUUGUUUGUUUUUGUUAAUUAUACAUUAUGCUUCCUAAAUAGUGACAGGCUAAUGUGUCUUCUUCAAUUUAGGCACGCAGCUAUGUUUAUUUGAAGAACGACCUUCUUCCAAUUUUGCUAACUGAAGUAUUUUUUUUUCACAUGAGUGAUAUAUCCAAAGUACAUAUUAACAUUUCCAUGACUGAGUUGAAUUAUUCAAAGACAAAUA